This is a messenger RNA of Suillus fuscotomentosus, 453 nucleotides long. RefSeq lists its product as uncharacterized. The record is from RefSeq and is a predicted model, not a curated record. Lineage: Eukaryota; Fungi; Basidiomycota; Agaricomycetes; Boletales; Suillaceae. The coding region runs from base 1 to 453 and encodes 150 amino acids. The transcript has 5 exons.
AUGGCACCUGCAAUUUUCUCGGUCGUGCAGAUGUUUGUCAUGCUGGCCCCUGGGACCAUGCCUGUUCGAGAAUAUAACGCUAAGCUCGUGGCCCGAUUCCGACAUAGCUACUGGAGCCCGUACAUAUAUCGACUGACAGUAUCGUUUCAAAAGCUCGCAUACCUGUUUCUCGCCAAUGCAGAUAUUCCGUUGCAAGUAUCUGUCAUCUGCUCGGUGUCAACAAGACAUUUGUAUACAAAACUAUCCGUCUGGCUCGGACUGCCAGCAUUGCAUCUCAAAAUGCAAACAAAGGGCAUCGCGCCUUCGUCGAAAUCCCACCAUGUACUGGACGAGCUAGAGCGUGAAUUACGGGCACGUCGUGGUGUCACCGUAUCUGCACAGACACUUCUCCGCACCCUGCACAUUGGUAGCCACAAGAUUAACUUCCAAGUUCAAACUUUAACUCCUUCAUGA